AUGUCCCUGUCUCUUUAUGACAUAUCACUGCCGGAGCAGACGCCCUUCUUGUCGCCCGCCAACGACUACCAUCUCUGUCAGCAGUGGCCAGGGCACGAUUUUCAAAUUUUUGAGCCAGCGUUCUCUCCCGGCAACCCUGUAGGACCGAUGGAUUCGGUUCAUUGGGAAGGGGAACGACAGAGCCAUCAGUCGUCGGAGACGACCAUAACGACGACGCCGGGUUACUCGGUUGUUGGCUGGGCGCCGCGGUCCGACGACUGGUCCUCGUACCAAGAGCUUCAGCAAAAUCUCCAGCAACCGCGAUCGGCCGUCUUCAGCCAGCCUCCGCAAUGGCCAACACCGGCUGCCUCCCCCCUUGCCGUAGAUGCAGCCUGGCAGCCUGCCACCAGUGGUCCAAGCAGACCAGAGCCAGACUCUAGGACCGCCACAACGAAGAAGAAAGUAACGAUGUCGGCAAAAGAACUACCGGGGCCACAUCGUCCACCGAAGGCACAGCAUCGCACCAAGAGGUCACGCGUUGAAGCAGGCAGCGAACCCUCUCCCGUCACUCCGAUUUCGUAUGACGAAGACGCGGGGUGGGUCGAAGGCGACAACGAGGGCGAAGACAGCGAUACCUCUCGGGCACUGCGAGGCCCGGAAAGGAAGAAGACAUAUCGCGUCAAGAAUCGAGCGGCCGCCAAGCGCUGCCGCGAGAAGACAAAGCAAUAUGAGAUGGACCUAUCCAACAAGGAAAAACAGGUCACACAGGAACGCGUGUACCUAGACGCUUGCGUGGCGGCGCUCAAGAACGAGGUGCUCACGCUUAGGAAUCAGAUUCUCGAGCAUGGCAGCUGCGAUUGCGAGAUGAUCCAGGGUUACAUUGCGAGAACAGCCAGCAGUGUCGGCCACACCGGGCAUAGAGUCCCCGCGAUGCUGCCGCCGUCGGCAUGA
Molecule: messenger RNA, 930 nt
Organism: Colletotrichum higginsianum IMI 349063
Lineage: Eukaryota; Fungi; Ascomycota; Sordariomycetes; Glomerellales; Glomerellaceae
Product: basic region leucine zipper
Exons: 1
Coding region: 1-930 (309 amino acids)
Biological process (GO): regulation of transcription by RNA polymerase II
Molecular function (GO): RNA polymerase II cis-regulatory region sequence-specific DNA binding; DNA-binding transcription factor activity, RNA polymerase II-specific
Source: RefSeq, a predicted model, not a curated record